This is a messenger RNA of Mucor velutinosus, 1119 nucleotides long. Its product is annotated as Phosphatidylinositol-4-phosphate 5-kinase. Bases 1 to 1119 code for a protein of 372 amino acids. Lineage: Eukaryota; Fungi; Mucoromycota; Mucoromycetes; Mucorales; Mucoraceae. Gene Ontology annotation, cellular component: high-affinity iron permease complex; plasma membrane. The record is from RefSeq and is a predicted model, not a curated record. Gene Ontology annotation, biological process: iron ion transmembrane transport. Gene Ontology annotation, molecular function: ferrous iron transmembrane transporter activity. The transcript is spliced from 2 exons.
AUGUCUGAAGAUCUCUUUAACGUUCCAAUUUUUUUCAUCUUGUUUCGUGAGACAACUGAGGCAGCCAUCAUUGUCUCAGUGUUGCUCUCUUUUCUGAAAAAGAUGUUCAACCCUGAAUCUCCUACUUAUAAGCGUCUUCGCAAUCAAGUGUGGAUUGGCUCUGCUGCUGGCCUGUUUAUUUGUAUAUGUAUAGGUGCUGCCUUCAUUGCUGUUUACUAUACUGUCCUCAACAAUCUUUGGGGAAACUCUGAGAAUAUCUGGGAAGGUGUCUUUUCUCUCAUCGCUGUCAUUAUGAUCACUGCUAUGGGUCUCGCCAUGCUCAAGACUGAACGUAUGCAAGAAAAAUGGAAAGUCAAGUUGGCUAUCGCUGUGCAAAAGUCUACAAAAGAAAAGUCUUCAUUUAAAGAGAAGCUUCAAAAAUAUGCCUUCUUCUUCUUGCCCUUCAUCACUGUUCUCAGAGAAGGCCUCGAAGCUGUUGUCUUCAUUGGUGGUGUUUCUUUGGGUAUUUCUGGUAAAUCUAUCCCUAUUGCUGCUAUCAUGGGUAUCGUUUGUGGUGCUUUGGUUGGUUUCCUCAUUUAUCGUGGUGGUUCCUUGAUUCAACUUCGUUGGUUCUUUGUUUUCUCUACUGUCAUUCUUUACCUCGUUGCCGCUGGUUUAAUGGCCAAGGCUGUUGGUUUUCUUGAGCAAAACUCUUGGAAUAAUGUCAUUGGUGGUGAGGGAGGCGAUACCAUUUCUUACAGAGUUACUACUGCUGUCUGGCAUGUCUCUUGGGGAGACCCAGAGCUCCGCGUUGGCUCUAACGGUGGCUGGCAAAUCUUCAAUGCCAUUCUUGGUUGGAACAACACUGCUACUUAUGGUACUAUCAUCAGUUACUGUCUCUACUGGUUGUUUGUCAUUGGUUACCUCGCCUAUUCAUUCUUCAAGGAGAGACGCAAUGCUAUCCGCAAGGCUGAAGCUGGUGAAUGGGAUGAUGGAGAUGCCGCCUUGGAAGAGGCCAAGCAAUAUAUUGAUGAAACUGGUGAAAUUCGUGCUGUCAAUGUUGAUCAAGAUGAAGAAACCAAGGACCAUCAUCCUGAGACAAUCGAAGUUGUACCUACCCAAGCAACUGCCAAAGCUUAA